AGAGCUAGAUGUACCGGUAUACUAAUUAAUUUGACAAUUCUUUUUUCUGAAUCUGAUGCCCUGCUCCUGUUAGCUGUUCCAGAUCCAACGAGCCUCCAUAUUUUAUAUAGCUUGUACAGUUUAAGGCUUGAUCCACUUAUACAGGUCUGUAGUAUUUCAGAGUCGGUAUUCAGAUGUCUGCCUUUCCUGAGUCCUGUUAUUGGGCUGAUAGAUAGAGAACUAGUCUCUGGAAUCCAGGUCUGAUACCACCCACCUAGGUCCAGGCCUUUUGAAAGCAGAGCCAUUGGUGGUCCAAUAAGAUCCCUGUUCUAUGCUUGAUACAUGAAAGUAUAGUCCUUAAAGCUAACAAGGUCUAAAAGCAUUUCAGUAUGGAUCAGUCUCAAAAUACUACCAUGACCAGCAACACUGGUGUGAACGUCACUGUCGUUGGCAAACAAGGGGACUACAGCCCAGCAACGAUAGUGGGGGCUAUUCGCGCUCCCUCUCCUGCUCCAAGCGAGGCUAGUACGAGCUCAAGUAACCAUUCCCUGGAUUUGAUGCGUUGCAAGAAGUGCAGUGUUGAGACGUGUCAAGAGAUGCUAGUGGUGUCUGGGAAGCGUCGUAAAGGUCCAUGGAUGUGCAACUAUCAUCGUAACAAGACUUAUAAGGCUAAGAAGAAACAAAAGGAUCAGAUGGCUUCUGAUAUUCAAAUGUUCAAGAAAAAGGAGGAAGAGGUCAUACCCAAGCCAUCCAGCCUUCAGUCAGUCCCUAGCGAAAAGAAGUCCACACUUGAUGAUGGACUACCAAGACUAGACCAGGUCCUCAAUGAGAAGAAACUGGCUCUGUUGAGAUCACCAGCUAUCAUCAAGUUCCUUCAAGAAAGCCAGAAGCAACUGUCACACCCAGACCAGCAUGGUGCCUCAGGGAUACCAGGGUGUUCUUCAGCAUCUUCCAGAGACGAACGCUUCCAGCAUGCAUCUCCUCCAAAGAUAGCAAAGGGAGGACUGAUAUGAACAUAUGUGCAACCUGCAUCUCUGGACAUGCUUUCACUGACGAAAACUGGACACUGCUUCAAGUCUGUUGUCAUUCACUGACAAUUUCUGUGAAAUUGAUUGGGAUGUCUGUGAUGAUGAUUAUUAAUGAUGACAAAGAUUAUGAACUGCUGCCCAUAACACUUUCCGAUGAAGGAAGGGGAUUUGAUUUGUCAAGGUAGGAGAAAUGUGAUUCUGAUGAUAAAUGUGAAUGGAGAUAAGCCUUCACAAUAUGUCACAUGAAUAUCAGCAGAAGAUGCUUCCGAGUUUUCGCUCAACUACACGGAAUGAAUCCUACAGUGCUGCAAAUGCACUGAAAAUGUUAGACAAAUCACCAUGAAGUCUUUGUCAAGGGUCCAUGAAUUGGAACAGUAGUUUCGUCCAUUUCAGAGCUGACGAAAAAUUGCAAUUUUGUUUGUCCAGAGUAAUAGACGAUACUUCACUGACCCUCGACAAAGACUUCAUUUUCAUGAAGGGCAUUUGACAAUAGAUUCUCUAUGUUCCAAAAAGCAUGUGCAUAGCUGUUGCAAAAACUCCCUAUUCAUGUAUGUGGCAAGAAAUAGUUGACAUGCUGUCAUAGUCCAUGACGAAGUCUAUCAAGGAAUUGGAUGGCGUUAGCUCUGCCGCUUUAUCUACUUGGGCUGAUCUAGAUCUGGUCCAGAUAGGGUACCUAGGUCAGGUACAGAUUAAUGAAGACUAGAUUAACACGAUCUAUAGUCCUAAUUAAAAGAAGGGAUACAAACAAAACAAAUAUACCCUCCCUAUUUGUUUAAAUAGUGGGGAAAAAUAUGUCUGGAGUCUGGAGCAAAGACUGCUUAGAAAGUAUAAGCUUUGAAUUUUUAUUGUUAUACCUUUAUGGAGAUUAAUAUAAUGUUUUCUCUUAAAAUGUAAAAUCUUGUUUUUUUUCCAGAUCAAUUGCUUAUUCACAUAUAAUACAUGUACCUAUGGAAAAGUCAAACAAAAUAGUCAAUUUCCAUAAGAAUUUGUACACAAUUUUGAAAGACUACUGAAAGUUACUAUUCUUUAUGAUAAUUUCUGACAUCUAAAAUGUCUUCCUUCCAGCAGCUCUCUGAUAUUUGUAUAUAUUUGCCAUCAGGCUAAAGCCAGGGUAAUAAUAUCCAAGUUCUUUUACAGCACAUAGAGAUGUUGUAUCAUAAUGUGAUAUGCGCUCUACAAGAACUAUUAUUAUUACUAUUAUGUAUUACCAAUGUAAAUUAUAAAAAUGGCAUAGAACAAUCUGACCAUUGAGGCUCAAAGCCUGGCCACACACAUAUGUCCUGGACUCUACAUAUUACCUACAUUUUUCUUUCAUGUCUUGGAUGGUGACGUUAAAGGCCGAGCACAGUCAAAAAUAAUAUCAUACCUGAUUGAUACAUGUCUAUAAAAUCCCAAACACAUAUAUAUUGAAAUUUAUGUUGUCUCUUCUGUAUCUCACAUAGCAGAUCUGGUCCCUGGAAAACCACUUAUUUCAGUGACAAAUCUUUCCAUGCUUACGCAAAGACGAUCCUCACAUUUGUCCUGUCUAUUGACCUUAGCACAUCUUUUCCAGAAGUUCUGCCAUGCCAUCUAUAUAAUUCUUGAAGAGACCUUCGCUUUGUCUAAGCUUUGUCCCAAGACUUUGUAGUCUCCUUUGUGUCAGUCAUUGGUCGUUCUUGGAGGAGAGCUGGACAAACCGACCACCAGACAGCCCGACCUGCUACCCUGGACAACUGUUGUCCAGGGGUUGCCAGCGGUUCGGACAACUCAACCACUUGAAUUCUUCUUUCAGAAUUCAUGAAAUGAAUAUCCCAUCUUUGGUUCAAAAGUAUUUUUUCUGCAUAAUCUAUGUUUCUACAAUGCAUUCUCGACAAAAAAUUUGUUAUUUCUGUGCAUUUUGAGCUCUUUUGAAAGAGAAUAAAAUGAGUUCCCUUGCAGCGAGAAUAUCUUGCUAAUCCGAGACCGCCGGCGAGCUCAGUGUUCAAGGUCUAAUUUUCAAUCUCUUGACAUAUUUCAAUGGUGAGGGUGUCUUAUUUUGUAUUAUCACAUUCUAUUUUCACAUUUCUUUUACUUGUAGUUAUUACAUGCCAUAAUGUUGACAUUUAACACCGACGAGGCUGGUCAGCGGUACAUGGUCAUUAUGUACAAUAUUUAAUACAUUUAUAGUACAUUAUUUGCCCAAUGACAAGAGCUGUUCUCAGAGGUAAGUGAAUUCAAAUGAAUAAAAUAAAAAUUGCAAGGGAAAUUCACUUAUUCAUUUUGAAUUAUACAACAUUCAGAUUAUUUGAAUAUAUUGAAAUAAAUCUUCCAUAGCCUUUGGGUUCUAUAAUAGUCAGCUUUUAUAUUUUCUUGACUGGAACAUGGUUUUCAUGAAAAGCAUGCCAAUGGUUCUUAACAGGUUUUUGUUGUUCAGUUUUUCACAGGGUGAAAUUGUGUACUAAAAGAUAAAAGCAAUGUCCAUUUCAUUGAGAAAUUUUUAGUCUAGAGAUUUUGGAAGAGAUAAAAAGUAAGCCAAGUUAUGGUUCACAUUGCUGAAAAUUUUCCCAGCAUCUUAGAUAUCCCAUUUACAUAUAUCCCUGUUACACAAGAGUAAGGUGGUAAUAAACUAAAAAAGUACCAACAUGUUUGUUUUGUUUAUCAUAAUCAACCUCAUAUUUCAAGCAAAAUUGAUUUUGCAGUUGCUAUGCUUCAACAUUCCUGUGAAUAUGGGAACACACCCUCAGAAGCUCUUCUGUAGACUUCAGCCCUUCUCUGUGCUGCUCCCACAGGAUGAAUACACGUCCUUGUGCUGUCGCUACCCUAUUCUUCUGUCUCUUCGUGAGCUUCUUUAGGUUGACGAGGCGUACUGUGAGGUCGACAACCUCUGCCUCUCUGUGGAGCAGUCCCUUCAGUCCAUAGACAUCUAAAGGCCUUUCCACCUGCCCUUCCAUUUAUCUGUAGUGCCACCCCUCGGAGUCGUUGUUUGUCCUCACUGCCCAUCCAUAGGUUGACCAUGCUUCAACUGGGUAACUAGGAUUAUUUAUCUAAGUGUCAGACAUGUACUGGAAUACCUAAGUAUAGAAAUGGAAAAAGAAGAAAAAGAACAUAUGAAAAUCAAGUAUAUUUCCAUAUUGAUUUAUUUCUAGUAGAUGGUUUUCAGUUACAAACAGUGCUCCUUCUGAAGCUUCGUUGAUGAUUCUGUAAGUCCUCCCAAAAGUGCAUGUCAUUAUUAAUCAAUUUAUUAAAGAUUUGGAGGAUAUAUGAUCAAAAGUUUGCACAAAUUUCAAGAGGUGACGGCUAUAACAGUGUAGCUACAUGUUUACAUUUAAAACCACUCUUGGUGUCUUUCUGUUAUACAGUCCUUUCAGUUACCUUCAAAGUCAGCUCUUAAUCCACUUUUU
Molecule: messenger RNA, 4366 nt
Organism: Lytechinus pictus (painted urchin)
Lineage: Eukaryota; Metazoa; Echinodermata; Echinoidea; Temnopleuroida; Toxopneustidae
Product: regulatory factor X-associated protein-like
Exons: 5
Coding region: 369-992 (207 amino acids)
Biological process (GO): regulation of transcription by RNA polymerase II
Cellular component (GO): nucleus
Source: RefSeq, a predicted model, not a curated record